GGUUAUUUCAUGGUUCAAAACCCUUACGCAGCUGCUUGUGUAGCCUAUAUUGUAUUAAGAGUAAUAACUUUGCUGCCGUGCGCUGCCUUAAUGUCAUAAAUUAUGUCUUUAAAUGAUUUAAAAGUGACUAAAAAUCAGUUUGGUUGCAUUUUUUUCCAAAUGAAUCUGCUCAAUCACAUGCAUUAACGCUUCCCUUUGCACACUAGAGUAUAAAUACUUAACUUGAUGGUAUUUUCACUGAAUCUGUUGCAGCAAGAGACUAAAUCACCUCCUGUAUUUCAUGUUUAAAUACUUGUGAUGACACUACUCUAUCACUGACCAUCAAACAGACAAGAAAGACUUACAAUCUGUCAUAAAAAUGUGAGAUCUAGCCUUUUUAAAGGCUACCUCACAGCUUCUCAGUCAUUUUCACUCAUUUAUUAUGAGCCUCACUGCUGAAAUGAGUCAUUAGAUCAGAUAGAUUAAGCCCAUAUAACCUUUAGCCAGCCAUGCUAAAAUCUUAAAACCCAUUACACCCUCUGCAUGAGCUCCUUAAAUGCCUCAGAGCAGCAGAGCAAAAACAUUUUCUCCCUCUUCUCUUUAUUAAUAUCAUCACUGUUAUAUAUUAGGUAGAGGUAACAUAGCAAUGCAUACUAAAGAGGUUUUGGCUGAGCAUCAUACAUUCAGCAUCCCGAGAGAACAGCCGCAGCCAAAGAAGACAUUUUUAUGAAAUCCAAAGGGGCAAAUAUGCGGUUUCAGGAUUCUUACGUUUGUGAUUUAUUUUGAAAAAGAAAAAACGAGUUUACCAUCUUUCAGAAUAAAAGCACUUUCAUUAUAAGGCUUGUUCAUCGUGUGGGGGCUUGUAUUUAGCAUAUUCUCACUCAUCUUCGUCACCGUUUUUGUUAUUUGCUUUCAUUUCUCAUACCCGUCGCAUUUUUCUGACCCUCAGCUUGAUUUGGCAUCAUUUUUUAAAACCAAGUGAUGCAUUUCUCUCUCUCCUCUUUUAAAAAGCGAACCGACUCAGUGAUGGUGGUGGUGAACGGGACACCUCGAGGUGACCCCUCGGCCAAACAAAGCCAACUACUAGUCACUGUCUAGUCCCUUUUAUCCCAUUCUCUUUAUUAGAGGCCCUUUCUGACCGGCAAUGUUUUGUUGUCCAUCCCUUUGACCCGCUCCACACAAGGCCAAAUAUGGCCCGGGCCAUCGCUCAAUAUGGGCUAGAUUAAUUUUUCAGCUCAGGCCAUCUGUGUGGGGGUAAAAGUCAUUCAGCCAAAAGUCAUAAAUCUACAGUCCACGGUGCGUUUUCAAUGGGAGCUGCGCGUGGGAGGGGCGAGGAGAGGGAUGAUGGAGACACAAGAUUAGAUAGAUAGAUAGAUAGAUAGAUAGAUAGAUAGAUAGAUAGAUAGAUAGAUAGAUAGAUAGAUAGAUAGAUAGAUAGAUAGAUAGAUAGAAAACAUCAGGAAAAAUGCAUCUCUUAAAAUCUUGGGUAAUUAGACUUAAAAGACUGCAAACGUUAUUCUUUGGUUCACAAUCAUCUAUUGUUAACCACGUCCACGCCAGCAAAACUUCAUUAGCCCCAUCAUGAACAUUUUUUCCUCUAAAUUAUCCCAUUACGUCGGACAUAAACAACCCAAAGUGCAGCCUCCCAUUGGCUGGCCAUGGGGUCACGUGAGCCGCGUGGCAGUUCGUCUAUUUGACAGCCGCAGGAUGGCUUGAUGCCAGAGGGGGAAAAGAGACAGAGAGAGGGGAGAGAAAGAAAAAUUAGUAUUCUCCUUCCAACCUCGCUAUAAAUCAAUCAUGGAGUCCUACGUGGUGAGCUGUAAAUAUGCUGAGCCGCAGUUCCCGCCAUGUGAAGAAGAUUACAGUCAUUUCAGUGACCAAGGGGGGUAUUACAACAACCCUCAGGACAGUGGUACUUAUGGAGGGGGGUAUCAGUCCAUGCAGCCCCCUCCAUACUCAGCACAACAAACCGGCUAUCAACACUCUUUGCAGGGGCACCACCGGGAGGAUGGAGAGGAGCACACGCAGCACCAAGGUGCGCCGUACCCUGGCUACAGGGACACAGAAGCAACCGGUAAGGAGAGGUUCCCCGUGGGUGACCUCCAGUGCCAGGCCUGGAUGACCUGCGCAAAGCCCGCUCAGGUGCAGAGGAAGACGGCCUGCCAGGGCAAAGACAAGCCGCCUAUUGUUGUCUACCCGUGGAUGAAGAAAGUGCAUGUCGCUCAUGGUGAGGAUACUCAAGAUUUCAAUCCCUCUAUCUCUGAAUCAUUCUAUUCAUUUCAUUUCUCCAUCACUUUUGCUCCCCUAUUCCUGCGUUUAUGCUUCACGAGUCUGCAAGGCACACUCUCUUUCUUUCUUUCUUUCUUUCUUUCUUUCUUUCUUUCUUUCUUUCUUUCUUUCUAGUGUUUUGUCCAUUUGUGAGCACCCUUUUUGUGUUCUCGAGUUAUUUAUGAUCGCAGUGAGAGUCAGGGAGAAUUACAACCCCUAUAAAGUUUUAUGGCUCUGCCACAGCGUGUGUGUGUGUGUGUGCGUGUGUGUGUACGUGUAUGCGUAUAGGUUGUGUGCGAGUGAGUGUGAGUAUGUAUGUGCGGCUUAACAAAAAAAAAGUGAAGGUUAGAAGUGAAAACAAGCUUUUUGGACGUCUUCCCAGUCAACAACAAAUGGACAGUAGCACUAACAAUUGCCUCAUAACAAUAACUGCAGUUGUACUAAUGAAGAAGUCUUGUCGCUCACUUCAAUUCUCAUUAUCUUAAUUGUGUUUUUAUGCAUAGAAUCAAAAAUAGUAGCAAAUUAAUUCUACUUUAUCCGUUUCAAAAAAGAUCUCCAAUCGAGGUGUUAAAAAUCCAAACAGUAUAGGCAGAAACUAAAUGUGGAAGAAGUGAUAGUGGGACAGGCCUCACAAAAAGUAAUCGAUAUUUAUCCCUCCUCCCUUUAUUUAUACAUGUUUUGUUUUCUGCAGUAAAUCCAAACCACGUGGGCCCGGAACCAAAGCGUCUCCGGACGGCCUACACGCGCCAGCAGGUUCUGGAGCUGGAGAAAGAAUUCCACUUCAGCCGCUACCUCACGCGCCGCCGCCGCGUCGAAGUGGCUCACGCGCUCUGCUUGUCCGAGCGGCAGGUGAAGGUUUGGUUCCAGAACAGGCGCAUGCGCUGGAAGAAAGACAACAAGCUACCGAACACUAAAGGAAAGAAUAAGAGCAAGAAAACAUCGGACAACAACAACAGCAACACCACCAGCAACAGCAGCAGCAGCAGUAGUAGCAGUAACGUGAAGGUGGUGAUAACCGUUUGAACAAAGGAUAGUGGGAACACAGUUUGUUUGUUGGCACCUUCACUCUGUUAGAAUGAUACAUCCAGAGUGGAUACAGCUAACAAACACAUUUAGCCGAUGAACUGCUUUCAAUGACGGGAUCUCCAUGGCUUUAUAAACGUGUUCAUGUAUUUUGCUUUAUAGCUUUUUUUCCAUUUUAUUGCAGACAAUUUAGUCCAGUAUUUCAUUCAUAAAUAGCUAAUUGUUUGUGGUCCCAUAUUAUGAUAACGUCGUGGUCGGUUAUUGGUCAAGUCUCUGAAAAAGGUGAAAUCAGGGACUUGCAAUUUUUGACCUCGGUGAGCGAGGAGAGCUCGUGUCUAUGGAGAAAACAGGGUUUUUAUUUCUACAGGGUAAAGAUAAUACAGGGUUUAUAAAUAGCUACCUAGAUGAUAAAAGAACUUAACUUAUAAAUAUGCACAUUACCAAACAAAAUGUCCGCAGACUGGCGCUUAUGGAGGCUAAAAUCAUUGACCAAAUGACUUGGGAAAAUUAUGUUCAAGCAUUUAUUUUUAACUUACAAGGAGCAACCAAAAUCAGCGUGUAUCUAGUGGGAUAAGCAGCCAUAUUGUGCAGAUUUUUUUAGACAUGCCAAUGUAUACAUUUUUUGGUUUGACGUUACACAUCUGUAAGAUUAACACACAGCCAAAUCGGAGAUACAGUUUUAAAUGCACGAAGUUAACUGUGUUUCCAACAUACUCUCUCAGGGUUACAGGGUUGAAAUAAAACAGAACUUUUGUCGAGCAUUUCUUUUUUUGUUGUUGUUGUUGUUUUAAGCACCGAGGUGAAUUAAAUAAAUCCUCUUUGAAACAGCAAUUCAUUAUGUUAUUAUAAUAUGUUCUCGUUGAUUCCAGUAUAAUAUGCUAUUGAUUUCUGUUACACAACCUAUAGGCCCACGCCAGUACUUAUUUCUGUUUGUAUGAUUUAGAAAGAUUUUUGUAGCAAGCAUCAUCUCUGUUCGAUUUUGUAUAUGUACAUUUUAAAAAGAUCUCUUGUGUAAGGAUUUUAUAAGGGAAA
Molecule: messenger RNA, 4302 nt
Organism: Xyrichtys novacula (pearly razorfish)
Lineage: Eukaryota; Metazoa; Chordata; Actinopteri; Labriformes; Labridae
Source: the annotation of a GenBank genome assembly